AUGAAAAUGGGCACAAACCAGGAGGAUGAAUCUGAGCCAGAAGCUCAACAGAUUCCAGAGGAGACGGGCCCCACAGAGGAGAACAAGGAGAUCCCUGCUGAGCAGCCUCAAGACGCCCCUCCUCCUGAGGACGUCGACCCUCUCAACACCUACAAGUGGCACACCGGGGCCAAGGCAGCAACCCUCGAUGGGACGAGAGGAGAGGGUGGAGUCACAGCAUCAACAACAGAGAAGAUGGAGAAGACCACCACCACCACCAAAUGGAGUAAUAAGAUGCAGAGCUGGCGGAAAGCCAUGAGCGAGGAUCCCGGGGACAGGGCCUCAACCGCUGGACGAGGAGGGGAGGCCCCCAGGCUGGAGAAGAACCCUGCCUCCAGGAAGAACCCCUUCAGAAGGGCCCAGUCUGAGCCUCCAGGGUCGCUGUUCACUACACUGUCCCCCUCCUCCUCCUCUUCAGCCCAGGCAACAUCGGGACCGGCGGCCACCGCAGAGGCAUCGGAGCCGUCCCCCACGGACACGCCACAGAAAGGGGGCGGAGGGGCCCUGUUCAGGAAGUACAUUCGCACUGUCUCGCAGAAGCUCAUGAAGCCCCGGCUGCUGAGCAGAAACAGCACCCCGACCCUCCUACAAGGUGAGGGCACAGAAUGCACACUAUAAGCAGAUUGCCUUGGCAUCGGAAUGCACACCUAGCACCACACAUAUGACAGUGCCAUGCUCUUCCUACAUCACUGUAUGUCAACCAUUUUGAGUACAGUUUUAAAUUCUAGGUUUUAAUCGGUAAAGUUUAGUUAGUCUCUAGAUUUCAGUCUAGUUUUGAUUUUCAGUCAUUUUCCUUCAGUGAAAUGCUGAUAUCUGGUGUUGUAUACAUGGCAUUUAGUGUGUCUAAGAACCCACGAUGGCGUUUGACAUGGUUGGUAAGCAUUCUACCCUUUAAAGAAGCAAGUUGGCAUAAAACCAAAACCAUUAUUAUCACCCAUGCACGUCAGAGACCAUUUUGAGUGGACUUUUCAGUGGGUCUAUUUGACUAGAAUACACCUGAAGAUACAGAUAUGGAUGAAAAAAUUUACAGUAUGUGAUAUGAUUUAGGAGAAGUUGACGGUAAUACAGCCAUACUUAGACUAGAAAACAAACUGACACAGGAUGUGUGAGAGCUAUGGUUCAUCAAAGAUGGGUAGGGGGAGGACCGGGAGGGAGUGGAAGAUAGCUUCAAAACAACAACUACAAACUAGAAAUGGGAGUGGCCAUGUGCGCUGUGUCAGAUAACGACAUAAUGCCAUAAUUACUCCGAAUGAAAAACAUCCAAGGGCCAGCGUGUGCGCUCAAUUAUCCCCCAGAACAACCAUUGCUGGUUUCCUUGGACUAUACUGUAAUUAGGAAAACUCAGAGAGCUCCGUUUGUGCCAAUGUCAGACACAGAUAUAGAGUAUUGUUUAAAUAACUGUGUCCAAUCACAGAGGCACGACUAGGGUCAUCAAAAUUAGUCAAAAUUAGUGGCAUCUAUUGUAGACUAUGGCACGCAACUCUAGUUAGUUGUGUCACACAGAUAGUUCAAAUAAAAAGGCCAGGAUUUCAAGCGACUAUUGCAGUGAUUUGGUCCAUCCCAUUGUGUACUGAUCUACUGUGCUGUUGUCAUGGUGUGUGUGUGUGUGUGUAUAGAUGCGGGUGGGAGCGGGCCUGCAGCUGCGUCCCUAGAGCUAACCAGGCUGUCAUGGGCCCCUCCCCAGGACGUCCCCAUUUGGGACAUCAACAACUGUGUCCUGGAGGAUGGACAGAUCCUCAUCACCCCGGAGGAAGAGGUACAUGACACAGACACAGACCAUUCACAUCACCUACACUGAAAAUUACACAACAACACUUAGCAUUGCACUUCCAUUAAACAACAUGGAGUCAACACAACCUUGAAGCAUUGUGUUUAACAGUUAGUACUAUUACUGGGAGCACUGCACUCUCAAUGGAAACUCACACUUGACUGUAUGAAGUUGAUAGUCAUGGUUUCUCUCUAGGUUAUUAAGUUAGUGUGUAUUUCUUCUACUCCCUAACUCAGCCAGUGAUGUGGACCAGGAACCGAGUCAGCAGCUGCCUGUCAAACCUCAGCAUCCAGAACCUGGCAGAUGUCAACAUGGGUCAGUACUCCAAUACCGCCACAUGGCUUUAGACUAGAGCAGUGUUUCAUAUGAAUGGGGUUCCUGGAACUAUGAUCCAAUACCUUGCUUUCUCUAAUAGCUUUCCUAACGUCCUCAUCAGAGACACAAAGAAGAUAAAACAGUGAAUCAACAGUGAAGUCCACUUUCUCAUCAAAAUGGUUGAUCCUCAGAAAUACUGUGCAAGAGUGAGUCAGGGAUGUCUUUGCAAGGAGAACAUCCAUUCGGCAGCAUCACAACCACUAGAGAGUCUAUCAGAGUAACGGUAGGGCAGACACAGAGGAAAUAGCUGACGUGAUUAUGCAUGCGAGUGACUUUCAAAUUGUUUCCUCAAAAUUUGGGGGGUAGAUAGCAUCACAUCUGGGUGUUCCAGAAGACCAGUCAGGGCUGGUUGAGAAGAAGCAGUGUCUGUAGCUGCUCUCAUUCAUGUUCAUUUUAUUAGUAUUAGCUUGUGGGUUUAGUCCGGAUAUAGAAUUUUGGAUAUUGAUUAGUUCUGUGUGAUGGCUACACUGGCAAGGCCUAUUUGGUGAAGAGAGGAGAACCAUGAGAGGUGAAACAGUGUUCACUCUUACGUGUGAUUAGGAGAAGCGGGUUCGACAGAUCUCUCUCUCUCUCUCAAUGAUGGGAUUUAGACGCUGGAUUGCAUGUGGAGGCGCUUUGGGUAAGCAAAGGAUUAGAUUCUAAGAAUUGUGUACGUUUAUUUGUACAGUCACAAUUGCUAUUGAUUCAGACAAAUCUUUUACUUGAUUAUGUCUAUGAAAGGAGAAUAUCAAAAGGUGAAUUUUUAACGAAUGCUCUAAAGAAAAGUGAUGUACUGUAUGAUCGCUUUAGUUACUGCCAUAGGUAAAUGUAUUAUUUUAGCCAAAGAAGUGUCUCAAUGGUUGUUUUAUUCACGUGGAGUGACACCACGGCUGAUUUUCUGCUCUGCUGUGGUACUAAGGAUCUUUGUAAUCUCUAAACCAAGUUAUUCAAUGUCUAAAAUGAAGGCUGCACUUGGAAGGUUCCUGCCCUGUCUCGGCCACUAGAUAAAAGCAAUAUCCGGUGUGACUGUCAGAAUACUUUUCAAUGGCUGACUCAUUUUGACACUGAGCCUAUUCAUCCCUCAACCUUCUUACUUUAGACUUUUCUUACAUUUACAUUUUACAGACGCUCUUAUCCAGAGCGACUUACAGUUAGUGAGUGCAUACAUUAUUAUAUUUUUUCAUACUGGCCCCCCGUGGGAAUCAAACCCACAACCCUGGCGUUGCAAACACCAUGCUCUACCAACUGAGCUACAUCCCUGCCGGCCAUUCCCUCCCCUACCCUGGAUGACACUGGGCCAAUUGUGCGCCGCCCCAUGGGUCUCCUGGUCGCGGCCGGCUACGACAGAGCCUGGAUUCGAACCAGGAUCUCUAGUGGCACAGCUAGCACUGCAAUGCAGUGCCUUAGACCACUGCGCCACUCGGGGAUGGAGAGACUUCAGCUAAAGUGGUUAUCAAUAACAUUUCAAAGCCGGUGUAUUAAUGUUCAGUUAUACAGUACAUGCACUGUUCUAGAUUAGUUAGUCAAACCCAGUCUGAAUAAUCUUCAGCCUUGCAGCCUCAUCUAUUUGAGCAGUUAUUUGUUCGAUCUUCAGAGGAAAUGCAGAAAGGAGGAAAUGACUACACUUCCCCUGGUGGUUUCAGAGGACUGUGCAAUUUAGUUUGGGGAGAUUAGAUCAACCACAGGUUGUCCCUCCCCAAUGGUUUCCAAAUAAAGAGGAAAAUGUACAGACGUACAUAUGUAAGAUGUGAGUGAUAUGUAACAAGAUAUACAGUAUAUCUCCAUAUGGAGCAACAAUAACAGAGACAACCCACAAUGCCCACUUUACGCCCGAAGCGCUCUGAUAAAGGUUGCCAUUUUUUCGAGGGAGGGGAGGGAUCAUGUCAAAAGUGUGUUUACAUGCUAACUGUGUGUAUCUCCUGGACCUGCAGAAUGCAGCCCCGACCACAUGGCCCCUACUGGAGGCCCCAGACUGAAGGGCCAAGAUGGAGGAGUGAGGGUGAGUACUGCGUACUCCACAGAUAAGACACUGUUAUUACAUGAUUCAUAACAGCUCUGGAUUUCCUGAGGAUUCUGUAUGAUUCAGGGCCUGCUAAUCAGUAUUCCCCUGGGGAUGAAUUGAACUUCAUCUACCCAUCUUCUUACUCUUCUCUCUCCCUCCCCCCUCUUUAAUGGUCUUCUUCCCGCCCUCUGUCUCUAGGGGCUGAUCAAGCGGCGUUUCUAUGGUGGAGCCAUGCGAAAGAGCAAUACCCAGUUAAACACCAUUGGGUUGAACAAAGGGAGCAGGUAUGCGGUCAGUCUCAUAGUGCUCUUGGUGUGUAAGGCAGGCUGUUCGUCAUUGACUCCUCUCCUCCUUCCUGUCUGUCCAGCAGGCUCCAUGGAUCACGGGAGUCCGUGUCCAUCCCAGUCAGCGCUGCAGGAAACCUGGAUCUGAGCGCAGACACCAGUACGGUUAUCAGGCCCGUACACAGCUCCAUCCUGGGGGAGAAGUACUGCUUUGAGGUAGACCUGACCUUUGACCUGUAACUUCUACACUCAUCCCAUGUCUUAAAGUGAUUUGACUAAGUUCAUGUUAAAUACUGCCCAAUAGCAUCUCUGCCUCACUCUGUCCUGUCAUGUAUUGACUGUUGGUAUUGACUGUUGACGUCCUAGGUGAUAAACUCAGAGAACAACCACUGUUUUGGGUGCACCUCAGCUGCUGAGCGAGACCGCUGGAUAGAGGACCUGAGACGGGCUGCUCAGCCCAAUAAGGUAAAGAAACUAUUUAAAAACAUUAAUCUUCCAUACCAGUUAAAGGAGAAGUAGUUUUUUAUGUAAAUGGAAUGUUAUAGUAGGGUCCAGACACCUUUGUUAUUUCACUUGUUUUUGAGAAACUUAUCCCAAACAGCGAAUCACUUCCUCAUCCUUGUUGUAUAGUAUUGAGCCCCCGAAAAAACCUGAACAAAGGCUCCAAAAACACCCAAAUAAGUCCUUUUAGAAACAGUAAAGCUCUCAAUAUAGUGAUGCAGGUCUUUGGAUGUUGUACGCAUGAAAUUGUGUCACUCCACACUUUAUCCGCAACAUUAUAUUCCCUUUUGUGCGAUUCAAGCGGUUUCCCCUAUCCAGCUGUUCCAUUCUUCCAUGUAGUCCUGCUGCUAUAGGUAACUGCCAACAUAAAGUGUCUUAAUAAGGCGUUAGGCCACCAGGAGCCGCCAGAACAGCUUCAGUGCGCCUUGGCAUAGAUUCUACAAGUGUCUGGAACUUCCUGAGUGGAAGCACCCCAUGCUUUCAAUAUACAGUACUAUCUAUCCCUCAUAAGUGUUUCCUUUAUUUUGGCAGUUACUUAUAGAAUGGAGCGGUACCACUGGAGUCGCAACAAAAUGGAAUAUUACAUCAAAAAUAUAUUUUUUGGUACAAAAGAAAACUUCUCCUUUAAUGUAUGCCACAUUGCCAUGAUGUUCUAGGACUCCAUAUUGUAUACUCACUGAUUGAUGUUCUAACAUGUUCUGUCUCCGUUAGGACAACUGUGAGCGGACAGAGAACUCCCUCAGUCUGUGGGUGAACGAGGCCAAGGACCUGCUCCCCAAGAGGCGAUACUACUGCGAGCUGCACCUGGACGGCACCUUGUUCGCCCGCACCACCAGCCGAGCCGUGGGCAAGUCUUCCCAUCACUCCAGCUUGGCUGGUGAUGGGUCCUCUGGUGCCUCGGGUGGGGUGCUUGGGGGCAGCGGCGGGGUGGUCGGAGGCUGCCAGCUGUUCUGGGGAGAGUUUUUUGAGCUGGACAACUUGCCGUCGGUCUCCCAGAUCACCCUGCACCUCUUCCGCGACGAGGAGCCCAAGAAGAAGCGUCACUCCCGGGAUGAGUCCACCCUGCAUCCCCUUGGCAGUGUGGCCAUAUCCCUGGCCGACAUCCGGGGAAGGGCCUUCCAGGAGAAGUGGCACCCGAUCAUUCCCUACAAGGCAUCUAGUGCCGGUGGGACGAAGGAGCAACUGGGGCCCCAAGCGUCGCUCCGUGUCAAGGCCCGCUUUCAGAACCUGCAGGUGCUGCCCAUCGAGAGGUAUAAGGAGUUUGCAGAGUUUGUGACAGUGGACUAUGUGGCAUGUGCAGGAACCUGCAGCAACUGCUGUCUGUCAGGGAGAAGGAGGAACUAGCGGGGGCACUGGUCCACGUCUUGCAAAGCAUUGGCAAGGCCAAGGUAAGUAAAGCAAAGGGGUGACCGCUGCUUCAUGAUAAGCAUUUAAAGUAGACCUUUACAAUAGUCAGCUAGUCAUAACUUGCUAGAAGCGCUUAUUCUGUGUGUUUAUGUUCCAGGAGUUCCUUAUCGAGUUGGGUAGUGCAGAGGUGGAACGCCUUGGGGAGAAAGAGGCACUGAUCUUCAGGGAGAACACUCUGGCCACCAAGGCCAUUGAUGAGUACAUGAAGCUGGUGGGGCAGAAGUACCUCAUCGACACCCUGGGUAAGGAAUAUCUGUGGAUGAGAUCAGCUUUUAGGCUUUUGGAAAUACAAUUUUUCCCAUCCUGGGUAACAGUGGAUCUGUUUUAACUCUUUCUUGGACCUUCUUCUUAGAAACUGUUGUCAUGGAAAACUGUGCCAUCUCUCUUCUUACAGGGGACUUCAUCACUCGACUGUAUGCCUCAGUAGAGAGCUGUGAAGUGGACCCUCGCAAAUGCCCCGCCUCUGAGCUGUCAAACAACCAGCGGCACCUGAGGGAGAGCUGUGAGGAGGCAGUGCAAAAAAUCACUGAGAUGCACGGGUGAGUGACAGAGACCUGAUGGGAAACAAUAUGCAAAGUUAUACAACGGGUGGGUCUAAUCCUGAAUGCUGAUUGGUUAAAACCGCAUUCCAGCCGGUGUCUAUUCCACAAGUUAUUUUUAAUUUGUAGACUUAGUUUACAAACAUUCUGCAAACAUUCUGCUUUGGACUGAUCUUCGGUUUUGGACUGAUCUUGUUGAUCGUGUACAUACCCGCUACGAACGGACUAAAUAAUGAAAACGCUGCUGGCAGCGGAAUCCCAAUACAGCUGGGAGACUUGGCUGGAUGACAGAGUCCCGGACAGAGAGGUGGAGCCGGCCGGCUUCACCCUGGUCAGAGCGGACCGCGAUCCUGGUAAGAGAGCGACUCUGUACCCCGACAUUGAACUGCUUUCUGUGUCAUUGAACCUUACUAUUGUUGAUAAAACAAGUUUACUGGAGAACGGAGACCAAGUAGAGACUUUUGGACAAGGUGGAUAAUUGUAUAAUAUAAGGCAGUUUAUUCAGAGGUAAAGAUAUCUGGAAUCGCGUGCACGGACCCGUUCGUCAAACUCGUAGGGAGUUUAUCAGAAGAGCCCCUAAACAUUGUGUGCUGACAUUUUAUACAAUAAAAUGAAGUGAUUGUGUUAGCUGUGGUGUUGGCUAGCUCCUCUGAACAAGUGUCCUGACGAGUGAGCACAUUUUCUAUGCCAGGCGAAAUCGCGCCUCAUUAGCUCAUUGUUAUGGAUGUCUAGAAAUAAAUGUCACUAGAAAACAGCUUAAACAAACGCAAAUGAAGCUACUUUGCUGUUAUUCUGGCUGCACUUUUUGACGUGACUGUAAAUUAGCCGUAGUUGGCUAGCUAGCAAGCAAGGGAUAAGAACGUUGCCAGCCAGUAUGGCAAUGGAACAUUUAGAAUGAACGACUGGGUCGCGUCUAUAGAUACAGAACAAAAAGACUGAACGACUGGGUCGCGUCCAUAGAUACAGAACAAAAAGACUGGUCGACUGGGUCGCGAACCAAUAGAACGAAGGACCAGCCGGCUUGGGUAGCAACACUAGAUUUGUGUCGGGACUAUAUCUUGUGGAAGGAUGAAAUAGUAUGAAUAAAUUAAUAAAAAUAACGUUUUUAAUGAAAAUAUGUAAAUCAUUAUUUAAAUAUGUUGGUAACCCGUUGUAUAAAAGUGAUAAUGCCCUCCAAGCCGGUGUUUGGAGGAUAUAUUGGCACGGUUUCCUGGACCUCGACUUCGUCUCGGGUCUAACAACACCCUGCCAAUAUAUCCUCCAAACACCAGCCUCUCGGGCAUUAUCACUUAAAUAGAAAAUGGGGAGAGCAGUCUUAGCCAGAAGAAUGCUAUCAAAUGAACGCUGAUUCAUAUUCACUCACAGGAAAUCCAAGGCUGUAAUUGACUGCUCUUUCCACCAUUUACCUCACAGAUCUUUCCCUGAAGAGCUGAACAGGGUCUUCUCCAGCUGGGUGACGCUGUGCAAGGAGCAGGGACGACCUGAAAUCGGCCAGCGCCUCAUCUCUGCCUCGCUAUUCCUCCGUUUUCUGUGUCCCGCCAUCCUCAGCCCCUCCCUGUUUGGUCUGACACAGCCCUAUCCAGAGCCGGCCAUCCUGCGCACCCUCACUUUCACCGCCAAGGUCAUCCAGAACCUGGCCAACUUCACCCUGUGAGUGUGUUGGCUUCACCUCUGUCUGCACCCCAUCAUACUUCAUCCAUGUAUCCAUGGAUACCAACCUUAGAGAUGAGCUACUAGAUACAAUAUGAUGCAGCAGCAUCAUGCAUGAUGUAAUAUACCUCCAAAACAUCUGACAGAAUGAUGGAAAUGAUAGACUUGACACUCAUUCAAUUCUUCAAACUAUAUGGUCCAAGUCAAGAAUAAACAUCUUCUCUCCAAUAUUCCCAAACCAGACGUUCCCUCCUCCAACACUAAUCCAUACCCCAUUCUCUUCCACUAACAGGUUUGGGGAGAAGGAGGAGUACAUGCUGUUCAUGAAUGACUUCCUGCAGCAGCACUGGGAGAGGAUGAGGGGCUUCCUUCAGACAGUGUCCAGCCCAGACAUAGAGAUCCCAAUGACAUCCUUCGAUGGCUAUGUGGACUUGCCUCUGCGUCUGGCUGUCCUACACAGCCUGCUGGUCGACAUCAUUUCCCCAAUGAAGCAGGUAGGCAUAAGUCAACUGCAUCAAAGGCAGUGUAGUGCGGCAAGGAUUAUGCUAUGACAUUCCUGUAUUCCUAUAUUCCUGCUACCAGUCACUUUUCAGCCCUGUUUACAUGUAUAUCUAUAUCUAGCACGCCUACACUGAUACUCUUGCACACACACACACACACACCACCACGCACACAUACACACACACACACAGCACACCACCACACACCACACACACCACUUAUGCUGCUGCCAUACUGUCUACUAUUAUUAUUUAUCCUGCCAACAGUCACUUUCUCAAUCCCUGCCUCAUGUACAUAUCUACCUCAAAUACUCCAGUAUCCCUGCACAUUGUAAAUUUGGUACUGGCAUCCAGAGACAUAGACUGUUCUCUAUAGCUUCCUCUCUUAUUUCGAAUUUCUCGUGUUUUUAUUAUUUGUAUUAGUUAUACUAUAAUUUCUACCAGCAUGUCACAUGUGCCACCAGAGAAAAAAUAAUAAAAUACUCUAGACCACCUUUACUCCACACACAGAGACGCGUACAAAGCUCUCCCUCGCCCUCCAUUGGCAAAUCUGACCAUAAUUCUAUCCUCCUGAUUCCUGCUUACAAGCAAAAACUCAAGCAGGAAGUAACCAGUGACUCUCUCAAUACAGAAGUGGUCAGAUGACGCGGACGCUAAGCUACAGGACAGUUUUGCUAGCACAGAUUGGAACAUGUUCCGGGAUUCAUCCGAUGGCAUUGAGGAGUAUACCACAUCAUCACUGGCUGAUGCUUAUCGGAUGUGGCAGGGCUUGCAAACUAUUACGGAUUACAAAGGGAAUACCCCCACGAGCUGCCAAGUGACGCAAGCCUACCAGACGUUAAAUUCCUUAUAUGCUCGCUUCAAGGCUAGCAACACUGACCAUGUUCCAUACGACUGUGUGAUCACUCUCUCCGUAGCCGAUGUCAAUAAGACCUUUAAACAGGUCAACAUUCACAAGGCUGCAGGGCCAGACAGAUUACCAGGAUGUGUUUUCAGAGCAUGCGCUGACCAACUGGCAAGUGUUUUCACUGACAUUUUCAACCUCUCCCUGACUGAGUCUGUAAUAUCUACAUGUUUCAAGCAGACCACCAUAGUCCCUGUGCUCAAGAACGCCAAGGUAACCUGCCUAAAUGACUACCGCCCCGUAGCACUCACGUCUGUAUCCAUGAAGUGCUUUGAAAGGCUGGUCAUGGCUCACAUCAACACCAUCAUCCCAGAAACCCAAACCCACUAUAAUUCGCAAUACCGCCCCAACAGAUCCACAGAUGACGCAAUCUCUAUUGUACUCCACACUGCCCUUUCCCACCUGGACAAAAGGAACACCUACGUAAGAAUGGUGUUUGUUGACUACAGCUCAGCGUUCAACAUCAUAGUGUCCCUCAAAGCUCAUGAUUAAGCUAAGGACCCUGGGACUAAAUACCUCCCUCUGGAACUGUAUCCUUGACUUCCUGACAGGCCGUCCCCAGGUGGUAAGGGUAGGCAACAACACAUUUGCCACGCUGAUCCUCAACACGGGGGCCCCUCAGGAGUGGGUGCUUAGUCCCCUCCUGUACUCCCUGUUCACCCACAACUGCAUGGCACACAUGACUCCAACACCAUCAUUAAGUUUGCCGACGACACAACGGUGGUAGGCCUGAUCACCGAAAACGAUGAGACAGCCUAUAGGGAGGAUGUUAGAGACCUGGCAGUGUGGUGCCAGGACAGCAACCUCUCCCUCAAUGUGAUCAAGACAAAGGAGCUGAUCGUGGACUACAGGAAAAGGAGCGCCAAGAAUGCCCCCAUUCACAUCGACAGGGCUGUAGUGGAGUGGUUCCUUGGUGUCUACAUCACUAACAAUCUAUCAUGGUCCAAACACACCAAGACAGUCGUGAAGAGGGCAACGCCUAUUCCUCCUCAGGAGACUGAAAAAAUUUGGCAUGGGUCCUCAGAUCCUCAAAAAGUUCUACAGCUUCACCAUCGAGAACAUCCUGACUGGUUGCAUCACCGCUUGGUAUGGCAACUGCUCGGCGUAGAGCGUACAGCCCAGUGCAUCACUGGGGCCAAGGUUCCUGCCAUUCAGGACCUCUAUACCAGGUGGUGUCAGAGGAAGGCCCUAAAAAUUGUAAAAGACUCCAUCCACCCAAGUCAUAGACUGUUCUCUCUGCUACCGCAAGGUCCAAAAGGCUCCCUAACAGCUUCUACCCCCAAGCCAUAAGACUGCUAUACAGUUAAUCAAAUGGCUACUCUAUUUGCAUUGAACCCCUUUUUUACGCUGCUGCUACUCGCUGUUUAUCAUCUAUGCAUAGUCACUUUACCCCUACCUACAUGUACAUUACCUCAAUUAACCUGUACCCCCGCACAUUGACUCGACACCGGUACCUCCUGGCUAUAGCCUCGUUAGUGUUAUUUUAUUGUGUUACCUUUAGUUGUAAUUAUUUUUUUAGCAAAUAUUUCCUUACUUACUUUUGAAAAAACUCUGCAUUGUUGAUUAAGGGCUUGUAAGUAAGCUUUUCACGGUAGAGUCUACACCUGUUGUAUUCGGCGCAUGUGACAAAUAAAAUGUGAUUUGAUUUGAUAUUGAAUACUGCGCUGUUGGGUAGGGCUUGCAAAUUAAGCAUUUCACUGUAUUUGUGCAUGUGACAAAUAAAACUUUAAACGAAACUGAAACCUCCCACGGUAAGGUUAUGUGGUAGCUAACAUGCUGUUCAUAUCUCUUCCUCAGGACACCAUAGACAAACUGCACCCUCUGCCUUCAAUCCUGAACCAGAUUACUGAAUCUCUGGGCCCAGAUGCUCCACGGAUUACUGUUAGCAGGUGAGCUUGGCGAGUGCUCUUCUGUAUGUGCAUCCCAUGUGUAUUGCACAUAAACAUUUUUGUAGACCUACUUGUGUGCAUACACAGCUUCACAAUCUUCUUUACAUCUCGCUUUAUUGUCCUGAUUUUUUUUUUCUCACAACAGCAACAUUGGUCAAUCCAAGCCGACCUACGUGCCCCCUAAAGACCUGGGCAAGUACAGCCCUCUGCACAACUCCCAGCUGCAUAUGGAUGUGAAGGGCGGCCAGCGGAAAGAAAGCUUUCAGGGGAUUGAUCGAGACAGGAGGAGUGCCAGAGCGAGGAAGCCAGUAUCCAGGACCCAGAGUGCACCGCACAGACGGCCGGCGGUCCCUAAACAGCUACUGAGGAGACAGGGUAGCACUGAGAAUCUGCCGCUGGAGGACCAAGAUGCAGAGCAGGAAGCCAACCCUCCACUUGAUAUUUCAUCACCACAGAACGUGAGUUUGGAAAUCUUGGUCAUGUGGUUUCAAUUGUCAACAUUCUAUUUUAUGUUGAUAUUAUCCUUAUGAAGUAUAUGGUUCAUAGUCAUAACCAAGCAUUGUCAUGUGGUUGUUCUGUCGAGAGUCGAUGGGUGGGAGGAGUGAUUGAAUCUCAUGAAAGCAUCCCCUCUUCUUGUGUCAGAGUGUUGGUGUAAAGUCUCCUCCUGCUCCAGUGCCUUGGAUCAAAGUGUCCCACAGCAAGGAGCCGUACGAGAGGAAGAUAGAGAAUGAAGAGAUCAACCUACUGGACAGGGUGGGUUCAUCUUCAUAUUAUUUAUCAUCCAGUAAUGCUGCUCCUUCCUCUUUCACAUUGAUUACUUCAGCUCAUCAAAUAAAUACUGCAAUGAUUAAGUUUCUUGAUCCCCAUGAUGUUGAUUUGUGAUUUCUAAUUUCUGAUUUACCCAGCAUGCACAGGAGCUGUCGGAGCUCCGCCUGGGGGUGGAUCAGGUGACAGAGCGUGAGUUGGAGAUGGCCAAGCGGCUGGAGGACUUCAUUGUCCAAAGCCAGAAUCAGAAUGCAGUCCUGCUGGCUGAGGUUAAUAAACUGCGGAAUCUUCUGGCUGUCCGUGAGGAACAGCUCGCCAGCGCCACUUUCAGGUGAGACAGUGGAGUAAGAGGGACAUCAAAUAAAAUUCACAACCUUUCAGAUGAAUGAGAGUUUAUUUGGUUUGAAUAUGAACUGAAAUGUAAUUGUUAAUCGGUGUCAUAGGCUGGGGGUUAUCGAGGAGGAGAGGGAGGAGGACGAGAGGAAGCUGAACGUUGCCGUGGCAGCAGCUGAGCGAAUGAACGUACUGGUAAGACUGGCGAUAUCUACCACAAUCAUUAAGAUAAGUAAUUAAGUCAUGACUAGCGUUAAGGUUACAUAUGAAUUUUCCUUGACUUGAAAAACGAAACAAAAUGGAGCCGUUUGUUGCUGUGUGUUCUCAGGAGGAGCAGUUUGCAGACCUGAUGAAGGACAGGCACCAGCUCAGUGGAGAAUACACCGGUGACCAGAACAACACACAGUACCCUGGGAUCGGGGCUAAUCAUGUCAACAGCAACUGAAGUCAGACUGGUAGCACAGAGUUGUAAUCUAGACAUAUGUGUAGUUUAGUCCCCAUAGCUUUCAUGUUCUUCCAAAUACAACCCCCCAGAAUAAUGUUGUUUUGCCUGAUGGGUGGGUCACUUUCAGAAAUACAGGUAUAAUGCUUUUCUCAUGAUAAAACUGAGCAAAUGUAUUCAUGAAUCUUAACCUCAGUGUCCAAUGGCAAAAACAGAAAUGAACUAAAAAGUCACAGGUAUGCUAAACUAUCGCUAAGGUUGCACUUAUUGUGUACACUGGACUUGAAAUGAAAUAUUUGUGGAAGUGCAUUUUGUUGAUUUGACAGAAAUAGACUGAUCUAAUUUGAGUGUAGAAACCUAAAUAUUAAUAAAAAGAACAAUUUCGCUCGCUGCAUGUUUAACCAAAUGAAUUGUAAGGAGACCACACCUUGAUAUGUAAUUAAAUACAUCUUUGCCCUCUUUUGAUACACCACUUCUUAGAAUGUUGUCCAUUUUCCAUCUCCAUUUUGAAUGCAGAUUUACAAUUUCUGUGAACUUAAUUAAAUAAAUAAAACUCAAACAAACAAUGUACC
Molecule: messenger RNA, 13949 nt
Organism: Coregonus sp. 'balchen'
Lineage: Eukaryota; Metazoa; Chordata; Actinopteri; Salmoniformes; Salmonidae
Source: the annotation of a GenBank genome assembly